AUGUUCCUUCAGAUACAGCAUCCACAUCAGCAUCCACUCCUCAAUGUCAGCCACAAGUACUGUUCCUUCAGAAUGUCAAUACAAGUACUGUUCCUUCCAGAUAUAGCAUCCACAUCAGCAUCCACCUCCAAUGUCAGCCACAAGUACUGUUCCUUCAGAUAUAGCAUCCACAUCAGCAUCCACUCCUCCAAUGUCAGCCACAAGUACUGUUCCUUCAGAUACAGCAUCCACAUCAGCAUCCACUCCUCCAUGUCAGCCAGUUGUUCCUUCCAUAUAAACAUCCACAUCAGCAUCCACUCCUCCAAUGCCAGCCACAAGUACUGUUCCUUCAGAUACAGCAUCCACAUCAGCAUCCACUCCUCCAAUGUCAGCCACAAGUACUGUUCCUUCAGAUAUAGCAUCCACAUCAGCAUCCACUCCUCCAAUGUCCAGCCACAAGUACUGUUCCUUCAGAUAUAG
This is a messenger RNA of Acanthosepion pharaonis, 459 nucleotides long. The record is from the annotation of a GenBank genome assembly. Lineage: Eukaryota; Metazoa; Mollusca; Cephalopoda; Sepiida; Sepiidae.